This is a messenger RNA of Lampris incognitus (smalleye Pacific opah), 3997 nucleotides long. RefSeq names its product ubiquitin specific peptidase 31 (gene usp31). The coding region runs from base 1 to 3882 and encodes 1293 amino acids. Gene Ontology annotation, molecular function: cysteine-type deubiquitinase activity. Gene Ontology annotation, biological process: protein deubiquitination. Lineage: Eukaryota; Metazoa; Chordata; Actinopteri; Lampriformes; Lampridae. The record is from RefSeq and is a predicted model, not a curated record. The transcript has 16 exons.
AUGUCGGGGAAAGCCGCGACCAAGGACAAGAAGUCGAGCUUCAGCAAGAAACUGUUCAGGCGGGGCUCGGUGCGCUCCGUGGGCAGUUUCAUGAGCCGAGUUUUGAGGACCUUGUCGACCUUAUCCCACUUCGGCUCGGAGGUGCAAACGGAGGAGGACAAAGAUGACGGAGGGUUCACGUCAUUUAAGACUGGAGGUAAACAUUUGCCCGUGGAUGAUGGUGACAUCGGGGGCUUCCUGGCCGGAGAGAAGGUUCCCGGGGUGUCGGGUCUGAAAAACCACGGGAACACCUGCUUCAUGAACGCCAUUCUGCAGUGCCUGAGCAACACUGAACUGUUCGCCGAGUACCUGGUUCUGGAGCAGUACAAAGGUGAGGAUGCGGAUUUGGACAAACUGAAGACCAAUGGUGUACACCUGCAGAGGAAAGCCCCCCCACCCAGAGCGGAGGUGACAGAGCAACUAUCUGGUCUAGUGCGGGCAUUGUGGACUUUUGAAUAUACCCCUCAGCACAGCAGGGAUUUUAAAAAUGCAGUGUCAAGAAAUGCCUUGCAGUACAGAGGGAAUGCCCAACAUGAUGCUCAAGAGUUUCUGCUUUGGCUGUUGGACCGAGUACAUGAAGACCUCAACACGAUCAGCCCCAACAGCGGGCCCUCCAUAAAGCCACCAGUUGAAGAAGAUGACCAAAGCCUAGAAGGGCCUUCUCCUCCGCUGUCAGCUGGAUCAUUUGUACAAGAACUGUUUCAAGCUCAGUACAGGUCCUCACUCACCUGCCCACAUUGCCAAAAGCAGAGCAAUACCUUUGAUCCAUUCCUCUGCAUCUCCUUGCCGAUCCCUUUACCUCACACAAGGCCCCUGUAUGUGACAGUGGUCUACCAGGGCAAGUACUCCCACUGCAUGCGGAUUGGAGUGGCUGUUCCCCUCAACAGCACUGUGUAUCGCCUCAGAGAUGCUGUGUCACGUGAGACCAAGAUCCCCAUGGACCAGUUUGUUUUGACCGAAAUGUACUAUGACGGUUUCCAUCGCUCCUUUUGUGAUGAUGACGAUGACCUUGACAUCAUUCAAGAGAGUGAUUCCAUCUUCGCCUUUGAAACUCCAGAGACGUUUAGACUGGAAAAUAUUCGCACCAAAAGAGGAAGCCUGCUUGCAAAUCUAAAUCAGAACAAUUUGAAGUAUGGAAAUGAGAUCAGCAGAACCCCAUCUUUCAUGCAGGGGGCCAUGACUCCAGUAACUGCUUCGCCCAAUAAGAACCUAGGGGCUGAAAAGAUGAUUCUUUUGGUGUGUAACAGAGCCUGCACUGGCCAUCAAGGAAGGAGGUUUGGCUUGCCGUUUGUACUGUACAUGGAGCGCACCAUAACUUGGGAUGCUCUUCAGAAGGAGAUCCUGGAGAAAAUGCGUCAUCUAUUGAGGCCUGGAGUGUACGUUCAGGUGGGACCUUUCAGUCUCCGAGUGGUCGGCGUUGUUGGGAUCACCUACCUCCUUCCCCAAGACGAGCAACCGCUAUGUCACCCAACUGUAGAAAGAGCAUACAAGUCCUGUGGACAAGGGGGGCCACCACAUGUCAAGAUAGUGGUUGAGUGGGACAAAGAGACCAAGGAUUAUCUGUUUGGACACACUGAGGAAGAGUACAUCCCUGACGCUGAGAGCGUCUAUUUUCAUAGAGAGCAACACCACCAGCCUCAAGCCUGCACCCUUGCCCAGUGCUUUCAACUGUACACCAAGGAGGAGCAGCUGGCCCCAGACGAUGCCUGGCGCUGUCCCCACUGCAAGCAGCUGCAGCAAGGCCGCAUCAAACUCAGCUUGUGGACCCUGCCAGAUGUGCUCAUCCUGCAUCUCAAAAGGUUCAGACAGGAGGGAGACAGGAGGGUGAAGAUGCAGAACAUGGUGAGGUUCCCGCUGAUGGGCAUGGACAUGGCACCCCAUGUUGUUAAGAGAAGCCAGAGCAGCUGGAGUUUACCUUCCCAUUGGUCACCAUGGAGACGGCCCUAUGGCCUUGGACGCAACCCCGAGGACUACCUAUAUGACUUGUAUGCUGUGUGCAACCACCACGGGAACAUGCAUGGAGGCCACUACACAGCUUACUGCAAGAAUUCGAUUGAUGGGCAGUGGUACUGCUUUGAUGACAGCGAGGUUCAGCCAAUGGCUGAUGAUGAUGUGUGUCAGCAGACGGCCUAUAUUCUUUUCUACCAGAGAAGAACCACUAUCCCCUCUUGGUCAGCUAACAGUUCUGUUGCUGGUUCCACCAGUUCGUCUCUCUGUGACCAUUGGAUAAACAGGUUGCCAGGUAGCAGACCUGCAAGUCUGGCCUCUGGUGCAUCGUCAAGACGCACCUCUCUGGCUUCACUCGCUGAGUCAGUGGAGUUCACAGGAGAACGUAGUGAAGACGAUGGGGGAUUCUCUGCCCGGCCUUUUGUGAGGAGCAUUCAGCGCCAGAGCUUUUCCUCCAGGUCAUCCAUCGCCAGCCCUCUGGCCCUCAGUGAUACUGGGAUAAAGCCGUCUUGGUCUCUCUCGGCCAAGCUUCACAUGAGGUCCAACUCCCCCUCACGGUUCUCCCUUGACUCUCGCUGCUCCCCUCCUCUAGAAAGGAUAGGAGAGGCUUGUGAUGACAAAGUGUCCACAUCUUGUUUCGGCAGUUACAGUAGACAUGAGCGCUACUUUGGCAACAGGGCUCCACUAGCUAUGAUGGAGAGCAACAGCACUGACCAGGACAGCAAUAAAAGGUUCCUGGACAUGAUCUACUCCAAGGUCCCCCCUCCAGCUGACAAAAAGAAUGCAGAGAUUGAAUCAUCUGAAAAUAACAACCAGUUAACAGCUCUAGACCAAAACACAUUACCCUCACAAGUUGCUCCCUCCAAAGAGCAGAAGCGCAAAAGCAGUAUUGGAGGAUUUGCCUCUAGGCUGGAAAGCACAGGAUCCACAAAGAGUUCUAGCAAACCAGAGCAAGAAAGAAUAGCCAAAAAACGGCUGUGUUCGUCCUCAACCCAAAAGGCUUCCACUUUCCAGGCACCCUCUAGCACUACAGUGAAGGGCCCAAAGGUGACCAACACCAAGGACAAAAGUGCCAGUGCCAAGAAAAGUAAUUCUACGCCGAGUGGGACACCUUCUAAAAAGAAGGAGCCACCUCAGCCUCUUGAGGUGACACCACAACGUAAACAAUGCCUGUGCUCUACACCUCAGUCCUCAGCUUCCCCUUCUCCCUCUGCAAAGAACUCCACCAGUAGUGAGAAGAAUGGCACCAGCAGCAGGAAGAGACUGGUAGAGAGGAGCUUCAGCCGGGACUCCAUGCACUCUAGCCCACUGGUUGACAGUCCCCGAGGCAGCUCCAUUGCCCGCUCCUCCCAGCCCAAGAGUGGUGAAGGCAGCCGUCCUGAAAGGAGGUCAGUGAGGAGCUCCAGCAGCAGUUCCUCUGUCACCAGCCUGCGCUCACCCAGUGUGUCUUCUAAGGACGUGCGGCGCAGCAGCAAAUCUGAAGACAAGGGAUUGUCCUUCUUUAAGAAUGCUCUCCGCCAAAGGGAAAGCAGGCGGUCUGCUGAUUUGGGAAAGAGCACCAUGAUGGCAAAAAAGGGCUCAGAAAGGACAGGCAAGCAGUGUGCACAGGCAAAAGACAAAGGUCAAGACAGCGGAGAGACGUCAGACAAAGCCUCUUCGCAGGCUUCCACAGAGACUCAAUCAGGGGAGAAAAAGUUAGAGAAAAAGGAUUCUUCCAAGUCCUCAAGCUCUCUUAGUCGCUCUCUUUUAAAUGUAGGCAAGUCCAAGUCUUCCAUCGCUGAGAUGAAUCAUAAGUCUCCUACAAAUGGGAAAAAGCCUCUUGAUAAGAUGGCAUCUUCCAGAAAGCUGUCAACUAGCAUGCAAUCUCCUGCACGUGCAGCACAGAGGCCUCAAUGAUAUCUAGACAAGUAGUUACAUUAAUUUAGGUAAUGCAGCUAUUUUCUCCGUGCCUAAGUUACAGUGGGCAACUUAUGUAUUUGGAAAGCGAUAUAUAAUGGUGUGGUCUUGUACA